This is a messenger RNA of Puma concolor (puma), 1797 nucleotides long. It is a transcript of the gene ZNF317, whose product is annotated as zinc finger protein 317. Gene Ontology annotation, molecular function: DNA-binding transcription factor activity, RNA polymerase II-specific; RNA polymerase II cis-regulatory region sequence-specific DNA binding. Lineage: Eukaryota; Metazoa; Chordata; Mammalia; Carnivora; Felidae. Gene Ontology annotation, biological process: regulation of DNA-templated transcription. The record is from RefSeq and is a predicted model, not a curated record.
AUGGCAGCUCCUGGUCUGUCUCCCACGUGUGCUGCGUCCAUCCAGGACCCUGCCUAUAUCAAGGAGUCAGAGAUUCAUCCCUCCAGAGACCAUUCCUAUCCCCAGGAUGUGGACCUGUUUGCUUGCAGUGGCCUGGAGCCUCCUGUGCCAACCAGUGUGGGUUCUCAGGAGUCAGUGACUUUCCAGGACGUUGCUGUGGACUUUACUGAAAAGGAAUGGCCCUUGCUGGAUUCUUCACAGAGAAAACUGUAUAAAGAUGUGAUGUUGGAGAACUAUAGCAACCUUGCUUCAGUGGGGUAUCAGGUGGGCAAACCCAGCCUUAUCUCCCACUUGGAACAAGAAGAGGAGCUGAGGACAGAGGAGAGGGGACGUCACCGAGCCACAUCUCCCGAUUGGGAGACUCCAUCUAAAAGCAAAUGGUCCAUUCUCAUGGAAGACAUUUUUGGCAAGGAAACACCCCGUGGUGUGACAGUGCAGGAAAGAACACGUCUUGGGGAGAAACCCGCCGAGUACACUCACCUGUUUGAAGUCUUCAGCAUGGGCACCCACCUUACCCAGCAAAUGGGAAGGCACCCUGGCAAGAGGCCCUAUCACCGGCGGGACUGUGGGGCGGCCUUUAAGAACAGGUCACCUCUAACCCAACACGUGAGCAUUUACAAUGGGAGAAAAAUGCACGAAUGCCACCAGUGCCAAAAAGCCUUCACGACGAGUGCUUCCCUCACGCGGCACAGGAGGAUCCACACUGGGGAGAAGCCCUACGAGUGCAGCGCCUGCGGGAAAGCCUUCAAUGACCCCUCUGCCCUUCGGAGUCAUGCACGAACUCACCUCACGGAGAAGCCCUUUGACUGCAGUCAGUGUGGAAACGCCUUCCGAACCCUCUCCUCCCUGAAGAUACACAUGAGAGUUCACACCGGAGAGAGACCUUACAAGUGUGAUGAGUGUGGGAAGGCGUACGGCAGGAGCUGCCACCUCAUUGCACACAAACGGACACACACUGGAGAGCGACCGUAUGAAUGUCAUGACUGUGGGAAAGCCUUCCAGCAUCCCUCACACCUCAAAGAGCACGUCCGAAAUCACACUGGAGAGAAACCCUACGAAUGCACACAGUGUGGGAAAGCCUUCCGAUGGAAGUCGAACUUCAACUUGCACAAGAAGAACCACAUGGUAGAGAAAACGUAUGAGUGUAAAGAAUGUGGGAAAUCCUUCGGCGAUCUCUUGUCACGGAGGAAGCACAUGAGAAUUCAUAUUGUGAAGAAACCCAUCGAAUGUAGACAGUGUGGGAAGGCGUUCAGAAACCAGUCCAUCCUGAAGACGCACAUGAAUUCCCACACCGGAGAGAAGCCGUAUGGGUGUGAUCUGUGUGGGAAAGCCUUCAGUGCGAGCUCAAACCUGACCACACACAGGAAAAUACACACUCAGGAGAGACGCUAUGAAUGUGCCGUGUGCGGGAAAGUGUUUGGGGAUUACUUGUCCCGGAGGAGGCACAUGAGUACUCAUCUCGUAAAGAAACGUGUUGAGUGCAGGCAGUGUGGGAAAGCCUUCAGAAACCAGUCCACCCUCAAGACACACAUGAGAAGUCACACAGGAGAGAAGCCGUACGAGUGCGAUCACUGUGGGAAAGCCUUCAGUAUAGGCUCAAACCUGAAUGUGCACAGGAGGAUACACACCGGGGAGAAGCCCUACGAGUGCCUGGCCUGCGGGAAGGCCUUCAGCGACCACUCAUCGCUUCGCAGUCAUGUGAAAACUCACCGGGGAGAGAAGCUCUUCGUGUCUUCUGUGUGGAAAAGGCUCCAGUGA